Molecule: messenger RNA, 6908 nt
Organism: Callithrix jacchus (white-tufted-ear marmoset)
Lineage: Eukaryota; Metazoa; Chordata; Mammalia; Primates; Cebidae
Source: RefSeq, a predicted model, not a curated record
AGUCUCUUUCUGUUGUCCAGGCUGGAGUGCAGUGGCAUGAUUUCGGUUCACUGCAACCUCCGCCUCCCAGGUUCAAGUGAUUCUCCUGCCUCAGCUUCCCAAGUAGCUGGGACUACAGGCGCACGCCACCAUGCCCAGCUAAUUUUUUUGUAUUUUUAGUAGAAACAGGGUUUCACCAUGUUAGCCAGGAUAGUCUUGAUCGCCUGACCUCAUGAUCCGCCUGCCUUGGCCUCCCAAAGUGCUGGGAUUACAGGAAUGAGCCACCGCGCCUGGCCGGGAAGUAGACUUUUUAAGAUGCAGAAAGAUAUUCUCAUAGAUAUUAUUACAAUCUUAGAAACAAAUCUCUAAGCAAACAUGUGUACGUUUACAGAGAUUUGUUUUUAAAUGUGACUCUUGUCCUGAAGGUACAUUUAAACAUGGAAUAGUGAAUUCUUUUCUAAGUGUUCUUGCAUUAUCAAAUAGUUUGAGUUACAGAUACAACUUUGACUCAGUUUAUUAUUUACCAGUAUUUUUUGAGCACUUGUGAUGGUUCAAAAUUGUUAUGGCUCAAAUAUUUAUAGGCUGUAUCAUUUUCUGCAUAGUUUUUAUUGAGAUCAAAUAAAAAAAAUUCCAAUGUAUUUUUUUCUGGACUUUCAGUUUAGGUUCAUAGUAGAUAUUGAAGAACAAUAUAUUAUCAGGAAAAGUGGCAGUCUCCAUGCUGUACAUUUCAACUGUCUACUGUGACACUUUCCAAGAGAGUGAAAAUUGAAAUUGCUUGUAACAGAAUGGAAUGGGUAAACUCUUAGAGCAAUUGGAUUCAGAGCUGUAAUGUCCCUCAUUCCCCAUCUACCCUCUGUGUUCAAGGAUGUUUGCUGAAGCAUUAUUUCUAAAAAUAAAACAUAGAAAACCACCUUAGUUAGCAAGAUGAAUGCUUAAAUAAAUCAUGGUAUAGUCAUAACAUGGACUGUUACGAAGCAUGAAAGGCAUGCUUUCAAAAACUGAAAACUUUAAAUAAUAUUAAGUAAAAUUAUAUAUAGCAAAUACCAAUUUUGUUUGGAAAGUUGUAUAUUCAUACACAUGUACAUAGAAGAAAGAUUGAAAAUUUAUAACAUUUUGGUCUUGGUUAUUUCUGAAUGGUAUGCUUGAGAGCAAUAAAUUUUAUUAUUUUCCAAAUACUUUUAAUUCUGAAAUUGCUUUUCAACGAUCAGAAAAUAACUACACAGGAUCCAUUUUUUAAAAGGACACAUAGGGCAGAUAAUUGAUUUUUCCUGUGAAGUGAAGUCCUGGGGGAAUUCAGACAGAACAAAUACAUGUUUUAGUCAAGAGGUUAGCAGAACUCUGUGCAACAGCAGCAGGACCACAGCCAUCCAAAAGAGGUCUCUUUGAAAUAAUGGAAUUUUCAAUGCAAUGUCACCUCAUCUGACUUUCUAUGUAGAAAUUCCCAAAGACAACAGCCUGUGCACCUCCCAAAUUGACUUUCAGCUUUUGUACACACAGGUCCAGUGUUCCAGGUGUAGAACCUAACUGUUCCAGAUGUAAUCUGGACAGAAUAUUUCCUUACAUUCGUGCAGGAUUUGUCUCUUGGUAUUUCUUCCAGUGGUCCUAAUCCUACUAGCGUGUGGCCAUAAACAGCAAGAAUAAGCCUUCCUCAGCACUGAUGUUCUUUAAAUAUUUAAAUGAAUGUGUGGGUUUUUUUUUUUGAGAUGGGGUUUCACCAUGUUGGCCAGGAUGGUCUCGAUUUCCUGACCUCAUGAUCCACCCACCUCGGCCUCCCAAAGUGUUGGGAUUACAGGUGUGAGCCACCACGCCUGGCCGUGAAUGUGUAUUUUUAACAUUCAUUGAAGUAUAAUUUAGGUAUGGUAGACUGUGCACAUUUACAGUGGACAAUUACCUGUGUUUUGACAGGUGUAUACAUCCACAAAAUCACCACAAUCAAGAUGUAGAACACUUUUAUUUCCCCCAAAGUCUCCUCAUGUUUCUUGCGUUCCAUGCCUCCGUUCACCUGUUCCACAUAACCUUUGUUCUGCUGUCACCAUAGAUUCUUUUGUAUUUUCUAGCAUUUCCUGUAAAUGGGAUCAUUUACUGUAUGUACUUAAAAAAAAACUGGCUUAUAAAAGUCCUUAACUUUUUCUUUCACUUUAUGAAGCAGUUUUAUAACAUGUAUUCUUUACUUUUAUGGAGCCAUCAUAAAAGAUGUUUGAGACUUCCUCUUGAGAUGAUUAACCAGUCAGUGAAAAUGCAUUAUACAUUUUAUAAGUGCAGUUGUUCUUGCCACACUUAAAUAGUUGUAUUGGACUAUAGUCCUUGGGAUAUCUUCUGGUUUUAACACUGUAUAAUUCUAUAAAAUGUUUUCAGUUACUAUUCAAAGGUAAUGUUGAACAUUUACUUGAAAUUAGUCCAGUGAAUAUAAUUGAAAUUCAGUAAGAUGUUAGGGAUUUUUGUUGUUGUUGUGUUUUGUUUUUUCAGUUUUAUUGUUUUCUAAUUCUUUCAGGGAAUCACAAUGUAUACUUAAUUCUUCAUGGUUUUUCACAUGACAAAAACAAUAUUGCCAUUUUCUUUUCUUUUUUAAGAGACAGGAUCUCGCUAUAUUGCCCAGAUUGGAGUGCAGUGGCUAUUCACAGGAGUUAACAUAGCACACUACAGACUUGUAUUCCUGGGCCUCCUGCCUUGGCCUCCCAAGUAGCUGGGAUUAUAAGCUAUACCACUGUGCCCAGCUCAACAUUGCCAUUUUUAAAUUAGAGUGGCAAAGGAACAUUUAUAAAAAGAAUAUGGAAGCUCAUAGGGUAGUCCUAUUCCAUAGGAAGAAAACCUGCUUGAAUAAAAUCUAAGUGGUAAGGUGAAUACCACAAUAUAUUUUAAGCUCCCCAACUAUAAUCAAAUAGAAAUGAUGAUGACAUCCGUAUUUUCAUCUCUUGAUUUUUUUAUGGUUCUAAACCACACCCAUUGUACAGGUUGCCCUUUCUACUGAGAGUAAGUUCCAUUGAGAUUAAAAUCUGUAAUAAUAGGUAGAACACUUCAGUGUGAAAUUGCUUCCUUUCUUUGGUCAAACACUAACUUUGGCAGAGGAUAGACACAGCUUAGGAAGACUGAAUUUUAAGUGUUCUGAAUUGUUUUUCUGGACUUCCAAAUCUCAAAUGAUAAGACCGGCAGAAGCAGGAAUCUCCAGUCUGGCUUACUUCUUGAGUCUGUAAUAGGCGGCUCUGCCUUCCCGGAGCUCCAAACCUCGGUGAGAAGGGGAACCAGUCCCAUUUACUCUACACCAAGAGCUGCCACGCCGAGGUGCUGGCAAAACCGCUGCGCCGGCCACAAGAGUUGCGCUGGUGACCCGUGCGACUCCUCCACUGGGAAUCUUCUGCUCCAUACAAAGAGCUGAAGAUAGUCUUUUCUGUCCAAAGAUGGAAAACAGCACUACUACCAUUUCUCGGGAGGAACUUGAAGAACUACAAGAAGCAUUUAAUAAAAUAGAUAUUGAUAAUAGUGGGUAUGUCAGUGACUAUGAACUUCAAGACCUGUUUAAGGAAGCAAGCCUUCCUCUGCCUGGCUACAAGGUGCGAGAGAUUGUGGAGAAAAUUCUAUCAGUUGCUGACAGCAACAAAGAUGGCAAAAUCAGUUUUGAAGAGUUUGUGUCACUAAUGCAAGAAUUAAAAAGCAAAGAUAUCAGCAAAACAUUCCGAAAGAUAAUUAACAAGAAGGAAGGGAUUACUGCUAUUGGAGGAACUUCAUCUAUUUCCAGUGAGGGCACACAGCAUUCUUAUUCAGAGGAAGAAAAAGUGGCUUUUGUUAACUGGAUAAACAAAGCCCUGGAGAAUGACCCUGACUGUAAGCAUCUUAUACCCAUGAAUCCCAAUGAUGAUAGUCUUUUCAAGUCACUUGCAGAUGGCAUCCUUCUUUGCAAAAUGAUCAACUUAUCUGAACCAGAUACAAUUGAUGAAAGAGCCAUCAAUAAGAAAAAGCUCACGCCUUUCACAAUUUCUGAAAAUUUAAACCUAGCUCUGAAUUCUGCCUCGGCCAUUGGUUGUACAGUGGUCAACAUCGGUGCAUCGGAUCUCAAAGAAGGAAAACCUCACUUGGUCUUGGGACUUCUCUGGCAGAUCAUCAAAGUUGGCCUUUUUGCUGAUAUUGAGAUUUCUAGGAAUGAAGCUCUGAUUGCAUUGCUGAAUGAAGGUGAGGAACUAGAGGAGCUGAUGAAGCUUUCUCCUGAGGAAUUACUGCUGCGAUGGGUGAACUACCAUCUGACCAAUGCAGGAUGGCAUACCAUUAGCAACUUCAGCCAAGACAUUAAGGAUUCGAGAGCCUAUUUUCAUCUGCUGAAUCAGAUUGCCCCUAAAGGUGGGGAAGAUGGACCUGCCAUUGCCAUUGACCUUUCAGGAAUUAAUGAGAAAAAUGACCUGAAGCGUGCUGGACUCAUGCUUCAAGAAGCAGAUAAACUGGGCUGCAAGCAGUUUGUUACUCCUGCAGAUGUGGUUUCAGGCAAUCCUAAACUUAAUUUAGCUUUUGUGGCUAAUCUGUUUAACACAUACCCAUGCCUGCACAAGCCGAAUAAUAAUGACAUCGAUAUGAAUUUACUGGAAGGAGAGAGCAAGGAAGAGAGGACAUUUCGGAACUGGAUGAAUUCCUUGGGAGUCAACCCGUACAUUAAUCAUUUGUACAGUGACCUUGCAGAUGCUUUAGUGAUCUUUCAGCUCUAUGAGAUGAUACGAGUGCCAGUCAACUGGAGCCAUGUCAAUAAACCUCCUUAUCCUGCCCUUGGAGGGAACAUGAAGAAGAUUGAAAACUGUAACUAUGCAGUGGAACUUGGGAAGAACAAGGCCAAAUUCUCCUUGGUUGGCAUUGCUGGGCAGGACCUAAAUGAAGGGAAUUCAACACUUACCCUGGCAUUGGUAUGGCAGCUGAUGAGAAGGUACACAUUGAAUGUGUUAUCGGAUCUUGGAGAGGGUGAAAAAGUAAAUGAUGAAAUUAUUAUUAAGUGGGUCAAUCAGACUCUUAAAAGUACAAACAAAAAUACUUCUAUUUCCAGUUUCAAGGAUAAAUCUAUAAGCACAAGUUUACCUGUCCUAGAUUUAAUAGAUGCCAUUGCACCAAAUGCAGUUCGUCAAGAAAUGAUCAAGAGAGAAAACUUAUCUGAUGAGGACAAGCUGAACAAUGCUAAAUAUGCCAUUUCAGUUGCUCGAAAGAUCGGUGCCCGGAUAUAUGCAUUACCUGAUGACCUCGUAGAAGUGAAACCAAAGAUGGUUAUGACGGUGUUUGCAUGCUUAAUGGGAAAAGGACUGAACAGAAUAAAAUAAUCAUUUUAUAUGAUUUUCUGCCACAUUAAACAUAUUCUAUGCCUGACAGUUUACAGAAUUCUAAAAUGUAGUGGAUAUAAAACCAGAGAUUAUUUGUAUGCUCAAAAUAGUUAUAUAUUCAUUAAUGAAUUCAAUAUCCUGUUCAUACUAGUUAGAGCUGGUCAGCCUUUUUGAAUAACACAGUUAAUUUACCAGCUGAUACAGAUAAUAGAAUAUAUUCAUAAUCAAGCUGAUACUUCAUGAUUAAAUUAUUUUGUUGCUUAAAAGUCUUAUUAACACAAGACUAAUUCAUUCUUUUUUAUAGUUCAAAAAAGAUGAAUACAAAAGUUUUUGCAAGUUCUGCUGUGAAAUGUGUUUUGAUUUUUGUGUGUUAAUUUUGAUCUUAAAUGCAUUCAUACUCAUAAUCCAGUUUUAUUUGCUUCCUCCAACUAUUUAAAGUGGUCCAAAAACACUUUUCUGUAAGUUUCUAUACUGUCUAAAACCUUAUGGUGACAGGUAUUGUUUAUUAAUAUCAAACUUUUUUAUAAAUGAGAACUAAUUCUUGAAUAAACCCCAAAGUUCACUCCCUUGUUAAGUAGCAGCAGCUUUUUACUUAAAACUUAAUUUUAGCUGCGUUGAUACCUUACAUAUCCUAGUUUGGUAAUACAGCUUUAACUAUGACAUGUAACAUAUAUAUGUUGGUAGGAUGUUACUAGAGAUAUAUGUGUGCAUAUAUGUUUUUUCUUUUUUUGCACCUCAAUCACCCAGCUUUUCAUAAGUGGUAUGUAUAAUUAAUUGGUCAUUCAGCCAACCAUCAGUGUUUCUUCCCCCACAACAUGUGUAACACUUUUUAGUCUGUGGAUAUCUGAUACAUUAAGAUUUCUUUUUAUAAGUAUUCAUUUUGAAUGCACAUAUAGUUAUUUGACUCCUUCCAAAUACUUGUAGACAAACAUUGGCUAGAACAUCCCAAGAUGUGUUGACACUAUCCUGUUAGCUUCGUAUUAUACUUGCUAAUUUAGGUCUCUAUAGAUACCCUAUAUAAUUUAGAAUAUGCUCACUGAAUGUCUUUAAUAGAAAGUAACAUAAAGCUAAUAUUCAAUGUAGAGUAUUUUCAUGUUUUUUUCACAGCCCAUUACAAAUUGGCAAUGUUUGGUUAAUGUUUGUGUUACUUGGAAGUAGCUACAGCUUGGACCUAUUUUUUUUUUUCUAAAUUUUUAGCAUUAGUUCAUUUCUGCUGCUAACAAUUGAAUCCAGAAAUCUACUUCCUCCAUCUUCCACUGUUAGUGCCAGUAAGCAAUACUGUUGUGCAGCAAAAAUGUCACUUUAUGUCAGUGUGAAUGAGUAGUCUAAAUUCCCCUACUACCAUUGAUUUAAACACAUAUGUUGGUAAGAGUGAGACUGCCCAUGUGUUUAGAAUUUUUUAAAUGAAAUGAUCAACAGGUGGAAUUUUGAAAUAUAUUCUUCUACAGUAUUUUAAUGAUUGCUUUCUUAUAUGAAGAUUAAGAUAUGUUCUUGCUCUUUUGUAAGAUUAUUUAAAUUAUGUUUCCUCUGAUUUUUUUUUCACCAUUGUAUUUACUAAGUUAUCAGAUUUACAAGAAAUCUGGCACUUUAGGGUGUUCUUUUUCUCACAGAGUAUAUUUAAUAAAAAUGCUGUGUAUGUAGAAA